CGCUGUGCGCGAGGGGGCGGGAUCGACCCGCGGGAGCCCGGUCUCUUAAGCAGCCCGGCCGGCGUGCGGCGGCAUGCAGCGCCCCGGGUGACGGUACCUCCCCCGAGACUGCCGCGGUGGCCAUGGCUGGGGAGCGCGCUCGCAGCUUGGGGAAAGGAAGCGCUGCUCCAGGCCCUGUGCCCGAGGGACUGAUCCGUGUCUACAGCAUGCACUUCUGUCCGUUUGCCGAGAGAACACGUCUUGUCUUGAAAGCCAAAGGAAUUAAGCAUGAACUAAUCAACGUCAAUUUGAAAAAUAAACCUGACUGGCUCUUUGAGAAAAAUCCCUUUGGUUUGGUACCUAUUCUGGAGACCAGCAAGGGUCAGCUGAUCUAUGAGUCUCCCAUCACAUGCGAGUAUUUGGAUGAAGCAUAUCCUGGGAAGAAGCUUCUACCUGCUGACCCUUAUGAGCGAGCGUGUCAAAAGAUGCUCUUGGAAAGAUUCUCCAAGUUACCACCUCUAGCCUUCAAACAUCUCCUGGCAGUUAAAAAUGGGGAGGACAGUUCAGCGCUGAAAGCAGAGUUUGGUGAGAAGCUUGGCGAAUUUGAGAAGAUUUUAGCCGGUCGCAAGACUGUGUUCUAUGGUGGGGACUCUGUGUCCAUGAUUGACUACAUGAUCUGGCCUUGGUUUGAACGUCUGGAAUUCUUCCAAUUGCCUGACUGUCUGCAGCACACCCCAAAGCUCAGGCAAUGGGUGGAAGCCAUGAAGAAGGAUCCUGCCGUCAAGGCUACGAUGACUGACGUGCAAACGUUCAAAGGCUUUUUUGAGUUGUAUACAAAGAACAGUCCUGAGGCGUGCGACUAUGGACUGUGAGAUGAGGGUGGGCAUCUACCUGUCACAACUGUCACUUCUGUUUCCUCUGGGCACCUGCAACAUGUGCACUGCAUUUGCCUGGGAUUGUGCAGUUCUGUGCUUGCAUUUUAAAAUGGGAGUAAAUCUGUGUAGGAAAGGAUGAGAAACCUCCUGUGAAGUCCUGUCCUUCCUGGUGGGAAGAGGGAGUGCUGGCCUCAGGCAGGAGAUGGGAGGUCAUUAGAAGUUGUAUAUGCAUCAGUCGAUACGGCACAAAGAUGUAAACCUUUACUAUCUCUGUUCUCUUGGUUUGUAGAGGGUGAUGCCUGUUUGGUUGCUUUAUGGUUUGAUUUUUGUGAUUCUGGUAUUUGAACAAUAAAGGAAGAAAUCUCGCUUUGGCUGAA
This is a messenger RNA of Trachemys scripta elegans, 1231 nucleotides long. It is a transcript of the gene GSTO1, whose product is annotated as glutathione S-transferase omega 1. Gene Ontology annotation, biological process: glutathione metabolic process. NCBI's taxonomy places the organism in Eukaryota, Metazoa, Chordata, Testudines, Emydidae. The coding region runs from base 123 to 851 and encodes 242 amino acids. The transcript is spliced from 6 exons. Gene Ontology annotation, cellular component: cytoplasm. Gene Ontology annotation, molecular function: glutathione dehydrogenase (ascorbate) activity; glutathione transferase activity. The record is from RefSeq and is a predicted model, not a curated record.